GUUACGCCAGCGAUGCGUGCUUUUGCCUUUUGCGCCAUCUUCGUUGCGUUUUUCCGAGUUAUAAUACGCGUUAGCCGCGCGGAAGUCUUGUUUUUUCGCAAAUAACGAAAAGUUUAGGUAAAAUAUACAGUAAACGCGUUAUAUAAGUUCUGUAACAAGUGAGAAUCCUGAUAAACGGCUGCAAGCUUAAGUUGCGCCGAAUGGAGCAGCCUGAGCUCAGCCAGUCCAUACCACCUGCAGCAGAAAAAUAUGUAAGCGAAACCUCAGUUCAUGACAUUUUGGUUGAUGGGGCACUGGAGUCAGUGUACAGAAAUGAGGCACUUGGUCCAGAGCAAGCUGAGAAACUUGCACCAUCAGAAGCACCUGCUGAGGACAGCUUUGGAGAGAGCGCAACUCCCUCCAGGCACGCUGGCAUUGAAAAGCGAGAGCCUGUUUUGGGCAAUGUGACGGUACCUGAAUGCAAGACACAAGAAGCAUUGCUAGAAGAAGAAAGAAAAUUUAAUUUAUUGGACAAGGAACUUGAGAAUUUAGUGAAACUAUCUUCACAACGUUCCAAAAACCCACAGAAUGAGGCUGUGCCUGUUGCCAGUCAAGACUUCACAGAAGUGCCAACUCUACUUGGCAAAUCCGUUCCACAAGACGCUCCUGUACAACCAGCUCCACCUAGUAAAACAGUUCAGCCAGAUGUUACUGAAGAAACCGCUCCACCUGGUGAGACAGUUCCAUUAGAUGUUGCUGAACAACCAGCUCAUGCUGCUGGAGCAGUUCCACAAGAUUUUUCUGAACAAGCUUCUUCAUUUGUUGAAGCAGUGUCACAGGAUGUAAUUGAACGAGCUGCCCGAAUUAGUGAAGCAGUUCCAGAAGUUGAACAAUCAGCUCCAUUUGCUGAAGCAGUUCCACAAGAUGUUGAGCAGUCAGCUACAUUUUCUGGAGCAGCGCCACAGAAUGAAGUAGCUGAGCCAGCUGAUGCAGCAACACAAAAUGGGUCAGCAGCUACCUCCGAGCCGGAACUGAGGCGGUCAUCCCGUCCACGGAAACCCUCAGUGCGUAUGAGAUCCCCUGGCGGUGAGACCGUGGAGCGCUCAUCAGAACCUGCAGUUGUGAAGCGAAAAUCAGCCUCACACAAAAUACCAGAUAACUUGCAAGCUGUGGUUCCUACAAAUGCUGAACCUCCUACACCAACAAAGUCCCUCCCUUCCAAGAUGGUGCGCAUGAAUUUUGGCAACAGCAGCUCACUUCUUUCAAAAGCAAAGAGAAAAACUUCAACCAAGGAAAAGACUUGUGUCACUCAUUAUCGGCAGCAAAGCACUCUACUAGCUGAAAGUCAUGUUAGCCAGUAUGCUUGCCAAAAGUGCAGUUUUCGUACUAGCCGCAUGGACAACCUUGUGCGACACAACAAGCAAGACUGUGCAUAUGUGAAGGACUUUUUCAGCUGGGAUGCGAACACUUUUACGGAAGCCACUCAAAUGCCCAAGAAGAGGUCUUUGUCACCAGCCGUAGUUUGUGUGAAUGAUGGCACCAAGGAAGCAAGCAAGUCUUCGUCUGCUAGGCGCAAAAGGCAUAUGCGAAAAUUUGAACGAAGCCCCAGAGCCCCAGAAAAGAAGAAACCAGCAACAGCAUCUCCAAGGUACAUCCAAAUAAUUGAGAUGCAUGGGGAGAGCUCUGAAGAUGACAAUGAUGCAUCUGUGUCUGAUGCCACACCACAGGAAAAAAUUGAGUUUGCUGAAGAUGACGUUGUUUGGGUGGAGUGGAAGCGUUUGCACUGGCCUGCUUUGGUUCUGAAAGUUUAUCCGAAGACUAGGAAAGCUAAAGUUUUUCUAAUUCAUUCAAUCACGGCAAAAGAGACUGCCUUAGUCAACAUUAAAAAGAUGUUUAACUUCAACAAUGCCGAGAGGAACAAACAGUUCUUGAAUGAAGGCCGUGUAGGGCACAACAGCGGUGCCUUGGUGAAAGCGGCACAAAAGGCUGAAGAAUUUCUCCGUAAACGAUGCCUUGGUAGCACUAUUGACGCCAAGAGAUUUUUCUGGGAUGAAGAAGGAGACACAUGUAGUACAGACAGCGAUGAUUUUGACUUGGACCCUUUUUGCCCAGAAGGCGAGGAUGAUGGGUUGGAUACAGUUGUUGCACGUAUCAAGGAAAAGCGAAAGCAACGCAACGAGAAGCUCGUCCAGUGCAUUAAAGAAGGAAAAGUAAAUGAUCAUUUGCUGGGUGUGCUCAAUGGCACAGUGCCAAGUGAACGCAACAAGUUAUUUUAUAGCACCAGUCGAAAUGAACACCUGCAACUCAAGGAUUGGUCAUGGUUUGGGCCUAUUGAAGAUGUCUCACAGCAAGAAGAGAUUUACGAGUUCUGCUUUGAGCUUCUGAAGGCAAACUCAGACUUGGGCCCUACUUUUGACAUUGCAUCUUAUGUCAUCGAGGUGUGGUGUCCCGAGGCAGUAAUGAAGGCUCUGAGCCUAACACGUGGCAUUAACAUGGACAAAGCAGAAGAAGUCCUGCUACGAGCUGUGAUUCAUACCAGGGCCGAGUUUGAGGCACACAGACAAGAGGUUUUCUCCACUCCUUUAGAUCCUGAAGUAGAGCGGGAACGUUCUGAGCGCAUGGAUACUGAAAUUCGUGACAGUGGCAUUGCAGAUGACAUUAUUGCUGCGCUCCUCUGAAAGGCUGCACAACCAUUUUGACUGCAGUUCUUUUGUGCAGAAUGCAUGUGCUUAAAGGGGUACUAACACAAAAAAAUUGAAUUUCGCUUUUUUGCUUUGCGAGAUAGCUGCCGACUCUGUAAUAGGGGUAUAGUGCCUAAAUUCCAUGAACAUGCAACAAAUCAUUAAUUAUAUCCUUUCUUAAUGCAUUCAGUUCAAAACAUGCCAAAAGCAAUGUGACUUCAUGGCAUAGGGUGUGUUAGCGGGCACUUUUUUUACACUAGAAAAUUAGAGGUAGUGUUCAGGUCAUAUUACAAGCGACUGGUACACAGAUCAGGCAGCCUGGUAGGCCAGGUGCAGUGGCCACAAGCCACACAAUGGCCGUGUCACUCAACGUUUCGCUUGCCACUUUGGUCAUUCAUGCCUCUUUUAUUCUGCACUUUGCAUUCUACACGGGUUCUCUGCUGUGAGUUCUCUUGGAACAAGCAGCACCCUUCUCACCUAUUAUCUCGUGUUAACCUUUCGGCUAGGUGAUCAAAGUGUACCUUUGACCACUGCACCGAUUUUCAUGACCUGUCGGAUGUUUGGGGGGGGGGGGGGGUGUAUUCUGUAAGAGUCCACCUAGUGGACUGUCCAUUUCGGCUGUCGCCGAUUGGCUCCAGCUGCACAAGCAAAAAAGAGACUGGCUGGCUUCUUCUCGCUCGUACAGCUGGAGCCAGUCACAACAGCCAAAAUGGACAGUCCACUAGGUGGACUCUUACAAAUACCGCUCCUGGUCAACACACCCACAGCAUCGCUCUAUUUGGGUUAUGGUUUGUUGCAUGUUUGAGAAAUGAAAGCCUCGUACUGCCGUUGCAAAAUUAUGGUUUGUUGCAUGUUUGAGAAAUUAAAGCCUCGUACUGUCAUUACGGAAUUAAUUCAUAGUUAACUAAAAAUAAGCAAAAGAAAAUGUUUUGUGUCAGUACUCUUUUAAUAUUAAGUUUUUGCUCUAUGUGUAUCCACACCUUUUAGAGUGCUUUCUAAGAAAACUCAUUGUGUGUGGCUGCAUAAACAUUUCUGUCCAUUCUUUUGUUUCCUACCACCAUAAUUCUAAUGCACAAAUUCUAUGAAAAUAUCAUUCAGUCUAACCACUCAGCUUUGAAAUAUUUGUUUUCUGGCUUUAGUGGGCACAGUAUUUCUGGCUUUUGUUUUGAAGUUUAAAAUUUGUGGCAUAAAAUGUUUGUUUUAUUUGAGUGUUUGUUUCUGCAGUUAAUAAAUUUUCUAAACAUUAAUUACUGCUUAUGUACGAUUCAAGUGAGUGGAUUUUCACUCUCUCUGCUUUUGCCCGUAUGUUAAGUGUUUUCUGUACCUUAAAACUUUUGUGUCUAGCACAUGGGUCAAAGAGUACUGUGUUUUGUCUACCCGCUGAACAAGUUGUGUAAGCCUCUUCCUCACUUGUUACUUCUCAGAAUUUACAUGUGCUUUUCCUCGGUUCAUUGGGGCACAUUUGGCUCAACAGCUGGUUUUAAUAAUUCAUGGCAAGUAGAUGCACGAUGUCUUUAGGUUAUUUUGUGCACUUGGCAAAGUUCUAAAUAUUUAUUUCUGCUUAUAGUUAGUGUAAAGUCAAAUGAAUUGUGUUUUGUCUUCUGGUGCAAUUUAUUGUUCCAUGUAAAAGAGCCAUUUCAAUUUCAGUAACCAGCUAAGGGGAAACAAUUUUGUAAGCAUGACUCAACAUCACUAUUUCCGGUAGUGGUUCCACUCCUCGUGUAUUCUUUUUCUUUAUCUCUGUGCAAUGUGGGGUUGCGUGAAUGGUCUUUACUAGAACUGUAUUUCUUGCUGCUCUUCCUCAAGGCCUUUACGUUGUGGGGUUGCGUGAAUUGUCUUUAUUAGAACUGUGUUUCUUGUUGCUCUUCCUCAAGGUCUUUACGUUGUGGGGUUGCGUGUAUGGUCUUUACUAGAUCUGUAUUUCUUGCUGCUCUACCUCAAGGCCAUCUAAUGAGUUUUUCCAGAUUUCCAGCCUUUGUUCAUAAUCAAGAUUUCAGUUCACUGGCAUGUUGGCUAGUGGUCAGCAGUAAUGCUUGUCUUAUUUGACUUCAAGAUGUUAAUGGCUUCCUAGCAGACUGUUUCAUAUUUUGACCUGGGGCCAGUUGCUUCAAGCACUUUACCUAUGGGUAAACUUGCCAUGGCAGUUGUAAAGCUUCAGGCAAGUGGCUGCAACUUUCUUCACAAUAAGUUGUCAAGUGACAGACCAGUGAUGCUGGCGUGAAGCUAUUGAUAUUUUUCAUUCAACAACUAGUUGUGCUGAAACUGCUACUUUUGCAAAGUUUUUUGACUGCGGAUAUAAUUAUACCCACGGGCAAUAUAUUGCUUCAUGCAAAUGGCCCAGCACAUUUAACACAUCAAAAGUGUAUGUGGCUAAUGUUAGUGCCCAGCUGCUGGGCAUACCUGAAUUGGCUUAUGUUUCCACAAAUUAGUGCAGAGUUUUGUGUUUUAUUCAUUUAUCUUAUCAAUACAUUGAUUCAUCUGAAAUUUACAUUGUGUGUGGCUAGUGCUGCCAGUUAGGCAAUGCUUGAAUGCUUAUGUACCUUUUAAAUUGCAUAUUUCAUCAAUACAUGUAAUGGUUAAUAAGUUACAUCAUGUAAAGUAUGGCUGGUGCUUUGUGAUUAUGUUAUUGAUUAUCUGAAUUGGUCUGUACAGGUGGUUCAAAUGAAUGCAAUAGACACCAUUAUUUUCAUCUCAUUAAUAUAUUCUUGUUCAUACUGCUAGAUUUUGACUGGCAGCUGAGCAUAUCACUGGUAUAUAUUUUCAUAAUUUUCUGAUUGCAGCAAGAAAUAAAAUAAAACUUAAAUGUAAACGAAUAUGUUCAGUUCACUUGGGCCACCAGUACACAUUUUCUCUCGAUAGCAGAGUUCCGCUAUCAGCUACUGUUUUUCUUUUCACCCAAAACCUGAAAUAUGCAGUAAACAGCUGCAAAUGACCAGCUUUACUGCAGUUCAUGUAGGUUUUUUUGGUUCAACAUAAACACUAUGCUGUCUAAGAAAUGAACUAUGUAUUCUGUUGCUUCUUGUAAAAGGUACUCGAGUGGUGCUUGAUUAAAAAUUAGCUGUUCCAUCAACAA
Dermacentor silvarum is the source of this 5733-nucleotide messenger RNA. Its product is annotated as nucleolar protein dao-5-like. The record is from RefSeq and is a predicted model, not a curated record. NCBI's taxonomy places the organism in Eukaryota, Metazoa, Arthropoda, Arachnida, Ixodida, Ixodidae. The coding region runs from base 201 to 2657 and encodes 818 amino acids. The transcript has 12 exons.